Trichechus manatus latirostris (Florida manatee) is the source of this 1107-nucleotide messenger RNA. RefSeq names its product regulatory factor X associated ankyrin containing protein (gene RFXANK). Gene Ontology annotation, biological process: regulation of transcription by RNA polymerase II. The transcript has 10 exons. Lineage: Eukaryota; Metazoa; Chordata; Mammalia; Sirenia; Trichechidae. The coding region runs from base 241 to 1023 and encodes 260 amino acids. Gene Ontology annotation, cellular component: nucleus. The record is from RefSeq and is a predicted model, not a curated record. Gene Ontology annotation, molecular function: protein binding.
GCAGGAGAGGAGCUGUGAGUGAGGUGGAGAAGAACACCGCGGGUGGGUGAGGAGGGAGUGGAGACAUCUCGAGGUUUCAGAAGGAACACUCAGAGGAACCAGGGCGCUGAGGGUCCAGGUUCCAGUUGGCCCUCUCUACAUCAAGUGGAGGAGAAAAGUUUGUGCAUUGAGCCCCCAAGUUUUGGAGGACCCCGUCUUGAGGCGCGGGGGGACGGAGGAGGCUCGUGAGGAGCUUCCUGCAUGGAGCCCACCCAGCCUUUGGACAACCUCAGCCUGGCCCAGCAGCCCCCCGCCCCAGAGCCUGGGGACCCAGAAGACCCCAGGGAUGAGACCCCUGACAGCUCAGACACUGUGGUCCUCAGCCUCUUCCCCUGUACUCCGGAGACUGGGAACCCUGAAGCAGAUGCUGGAGUCCUCUCACCACAGGCAGGCAGCUCCCUGAAGCACUCCACCACUCUCACCAACCGGCAGCGCGGGAAUGAGGUCUCCGCCCUGCCAGCCACCCUGGACUCACUGUCCAUCCACCAGCUCGCAGCCCAGGGGGAGCUGAGCCAACUGAAGGAACACCUGAGGAAAGGGGACAAUCUAGUCAACAAGCCAGAUGAGCGUGGCUUCACCCCCCUCAUCUGGGCCUCAGCCUUUGGAGAGAUUGAGACUGUCCGCUUCCUGCUUGAGUGGGGAGCCGACCCACACAUUCUGGCCAAGGAGCGGGAGAGUGCCCUGUCGCUGGCCAGCACGGGUGGCUACACGGACAUCGUGGGGCUGCUGCUGGAGCGGGAUGUGGACAUCAACAUCUACGAUUGGAACGGAGGAACCCCCCUGCUGUACGCCGUGCGAGGGAACCACGUGAAGUGCGUGGAGGCCUUGCUGGCCCGAGGAGCUGACCUUACCACGGAGGCUGACUCUGGCUACACCCCGAUGGACCUCGCCGUGGCUCUGGGGUACCGCAAAGUGCAACAGGUGAUUGAGAACCACAUCCUCAAGCUCUUCCAGAGCAACCUCGUGUCCGCUGACCCCGAGUGAAGGCCGCCACCAGGGACUCAGACACUCAGGGAACAAAACGGUCGACCCAGAGCCGGGGCAACCCAGAACUGGCUUGAGGCAGCU